AUGGACCUCACGGGCAAGCACAUGCCGGACUUUCACGUCAAGACUUUCGGCGCCGACGGCGCGAUCGCGCGUCUUCCGCUGCGCGACUGGGCGACGCGCGCGUACGCGUCGCGCGAGGUGCGGUUCGUGGCCGUGUGCGUCGAGGGCGGCGGGCGGGCCGAGCGCGUCGGUCGCGAGUUCCAGCGCUCGUACUUCGACGGCACGAGCGUCGUCAACGGGUUCGUAGACGACGACGACGACUUCCCACGGUUCCCGUGCCAGCUCGGGUGCCAAGGUCUCGUCGUCGUCGACGCGCGCGGACGAUUCGCGACGCUGCGCUCGCCGGCGUACCUCGAGCACCGCGAGGCGGCGUACGACGCGGUGGAGCGGAUGCUCGAGCCGCUGAUCGCCGCGGCGGAGACGCGGAGGCGCGCCGCGAAGGCGCCGCGUCUCGACGUGGACGUGGACAUGGACCCCCCGGGGACGCCAGAGCGAAACCUCGCGCCGGGGGAGGCGUCGUCCGCGUCCGACGCGUCCGCGUCCGCGUCCGCGACGGACGCGACGCGAGCGUCGCCGUCGUCGCCCGACGCGACGUCGACGGCGCCGCCGAGACAGGUGGCGCGGUUUUCGAAGCACGCGUGCAAAGGCGACGCGCACGCGUUGGACGACGACGACGACGACGCGACCGCCUCUUUCGAGAUUCCAGCGGUCGGCGUCGACGUCGUCGACGACGAGCACGACGAGCUGCACGCGCUGUUGAAGACCGCGCUCGCGACGCGCUCGCCGCGGGACGUGCUCUCGCUCGGGAGCGCGUUCGCGACGCACGCGACGCACGAGGAGGCGCUGAUGCGAGCGUCGGGCUUCGCGGACGGCGAGGGUGCGUUUUCCGCGGCGGCGUCGCACGCGAAGGACCACGACCGGCUCGUCGCGUCGGCGACGACCGCGGCGACGACGCUGGAGGAGGACGGGAAGGUCGCGGCGGCCGCGAUUCGACAUCUCGGCAGGUCGAUCAUCGAGCACGCGGUGACGUUCGACGCGUCGUACGCGGCGUUCGUCGCGGAGAAGCGACGGCGCGAGGAGACGGCGAGAACGGGCUGA
Micromonas pusilla CCMP1545 is the source of this 1077-nucleotide messenger RNA. RefSeq lists its product as uncharacterized. The transcript is spliced from 2 exons. NCBI's taxonomy places the organism in Eukaryota, Viridiplantae, Chlorophyta, Mamiellophyceae, Mamiellales, Mamiellaceae. The record is from RefSeq and is a predicted model, not a curated record. Gene Ontology annotation, molecular function: metal ion binding. The coding region runs from base 1 to 1077 and encodes 358 amino acids.